AUGAUUUAUCAGGAACAAGUUACUGGACUCAGAGCUGGUGGUGCAUCUAGCUCGGAGAUACAGCCCUCUGAAGACAUGUUGCAAACUGCAAAUUACCAUUGGAAUGACGCAAAAGAGGCUGCAAUUGAAAGUGAGACCUUAGUGAUGAAGAUAGAUCUCGACAUCAAUGAGCCGUCGAAUAGAGGAGAAUGGUUGAGUGGUCAAGCUUCUGAUAUAGAAAGUAAGAAUAGGAAAGGUGAUGCAGAAGAAGAAGAUGAAGACGAAGAAGAGGAAGAGGAGGAGGAAGAGGAGGAAGAAGAAGAGGAGGAAGAAGAAGAAGAAGAGGAAGGAGAAGAGGAAGAAGAUGAGGAGGAGGAGCAAGAGGAAGAAGAAGAAGAGGAGGAAGGGGAGGAAGUGGAGGCUGGGACAGCUAUUGAGGAGGAGGAUGAAGAGGAGGACGAAGAGGAUGAAGAGGAGGAGGAAGAAGAGGAAGAGGAGGAAGUAGAAGCUGAUGUGAAUCUGACGGCUUCCAAUGAAAAUAAUUCUAGUCUUCCUUGUUGGAAUGUGAUAAGCAAGCGAAAGAGACGGGAACGGAAUGCUGCCAACAAGCUUCCUCUUGACUACGAAAGAACUCCCGAAUAUUGCCCAGAAUCUGGGUUCACCUGCCUAUCCUCUCUGGCAGAGACUGACCAGCACAACAGCAAAGAAGAAAAAGUAAGCAUCAAAAACAGUCCGGAAGUCACUUCCUCUAGUCCGUCAACCAUGACCAGUUUUGCUGAAACCUAUUCUUUAUGUCCUCUUCAUGACACUGAUCGACCUGUAUCAGAUGACUUGAUUUCGUCUCCAGAUUUGAAGGUAGUCAGGUCGCAUGACAGUCUCGGCGAGGAAGGCACAGAAAAGAUCCGCCCAUCGGAUAGACGAGAAGAGAUAGAAGAAAAUAAGUCUCUGGCCUAUGAAAGUGACUGUACUGACGAUGCAUAUAAGAAGGGAUCGUGUGAUGACAAACCCACUGGCUGUCUGAGCGGCCAUACCGAAGCCGGCCCUUCUCCAACAAUCGAGGUAUCUGGCCAAAAGCUCUGGCUUGGAGCAGAGGAGACAGGUGCUGAUAAAGAGGUACUCCAAGAGGAGGGGUUCAUUAAUUUGACUGAAAUUGAGGGCGAUGAUGCAGAAUUGGAUGGUGCCAAUGGGUCAACCAAUUCAACAGACGACCUCAGCGACUUGGGCGAAACAAGCGACCUUCAGGAGAGUGAAAGCCACGAUGAGUCGACGAGAACACCGUCGGGUAAGUCAAGGACCAGCAAUUUUGACAUUUCUUUCCUGGAUCCCUUUAAAGCUGACAGUCUCUUGUGA
Protopolystoma xenopodis is the source of this 1329-nucleotide messenger RNA. Lineage: Eukaryota; Metazoa; Platyhelminthes; Monogenea; Polystomatidea; Polystomatidae. The record is from the annotation of a GenBank genome assembly.